ACUCCUCAGCCCACCAAUGACAAGUGAACACUGCGAUAUCAAUGCAGUCACCGGAGAUAGGUAUCGGAUAGAUUUCCAAAAUAGGUGACAUUUUAGCCUAGUUACAGAGCUGGACACAGAUGGAUAAAAUGGUGUCAUUUACGCAAACUGGCGAAACCUCGAACAGAAUGUGCAAACGGAGGAAAAUGAACAGCGGUUCUCAAUCUCCAUCAAGGGAGAAUGUAUCCCCACACGGAGACCAAAGCGAGGAGACUUCGUGCACCCCUGAGCGGAGACCGCGGGCGGAGAGGGUCAGAAAGCAAAACAUCAUUUCUAAACUGUCAGACUCUGGUUUCGAAGAGGACUUUCUAUCUCCGACCCGGACCCCAUCGCCGGUUCGGAGAAAUCGGUGUCCGGUAACAGUUGAAGACGCACUGACACCAGGGAAUUCCAACAACAGACUGUUGUUUAAUUGGUAUCAACACUACGGCGAGAUUGGUUAUCAGAUACAGAAACUCAAAGAGCCCCAGUUUCAUCCAGUCAACUGUUUGUCUCGACAACCGCAGGUGACAGCCGAGUCACGGUGUAAGCUCAUCAGCUGGCUCAUCCCCGUACACAGAUACCUGCGUCUGUCCUUUGAGUGUUACAGCCUGGCGGUCAACAUCAUGGAUCGCUUCCUGGUUUCCACCCCCGUGGCUGCUGACUGCUUCCAGCUACUGGGGGUCACCGCCCUGCUGCUCGCCUGUAAACAGGUGAUAGAUAUGUUGACUAUUCAGGGAGGGAGUCAGUCAAUUUAG
Messenger RNA from Oncorhynchus gorbuscha (pink salmon), 776 nucleotides. Its product is annotated as cyclin-O protein A-like. Gene Ontology annotation, biological process: mitotic cell cycle phase transition; regulation of cyclin-dependent protein serine/threonine kinase activity. Lineage: Eukaryota; Metazoa; Chordata; Actinopteri; Salmoniformes; Salmonidae. Bases 120 to 776 code for a protein of 218 amino acids. Gene Ontology annotation, cellular component: cytoplasm; centrosome; cyclin-dependent protein kinase holoenzyme complex. The transcript is spliced from 2 exons. The record is from RefSeq and is a predicted model, not a curated record. Gene Ontology annotation, molecular function: cyclin-dependent protein serine/threonine kinase regulator activity.